GCUAAAACCCUAACCUAGAGUUCAUAUCAUAUUUUCCCGGCUAUGGCUAUGGCGGAGGUAAAAGGCGGCUAUGGAGAGGACGGGAUCUAUCGCAGCUUGUUCCCUCCAGUCCCGAUUCCUCUCCAAACGCAUCACAGCCUCCCCGCAUUGCUCUUCUCGGGGCCUCUAGCCGAUCCAUCCAACUCGUCGUCGCCGCUGCUCGUCGAUUCCACCACCGGCUUCACGAUCCACUGCGGCGAUUUCCAGCGCCUCGCCAAAUCCGUGGCGUCGGGCCUCUCAUCGAUUGUCGGAGUCUCCCAAGGUGAUGUCGUCCUCCUGUUGCUCGGCAACACGGUGUAUUUCCCGAUCCUCUUCGCUGCCAUUCUCUCCAUCGGCGCCGUCGCGACCACGGCCAAUCCGGCCAACACCGCUGCCGAAAUCGAGCGCCAGCUGCGAGAUUCCAGGGCGGGAUUUGUCGUGACGAUGCCGGACCUGGUCGCCAAGAUCGGCAAGAACGGGCAGGGUUUCCCUACGGUGAUCCUCGACGGGGAGAAUGCCGGCGCCAAAUUCUUCCAGGAUCAUCCACGCUUCGUGCGAUUCGAGAGCCUCCUCGCCGUGGAUGAGAGCAAAUUCCCUAGCGCGGUGAGAAUCCGGCAGGGCGAUCCAGCGGCGCUGCUCUACUCGUCGGGGACCACGGGGCCGAGCAAAGGCGUGCUGCUCUCUCAUGGAAAUCUCAUCGCCGCGGUCUCGAUCCUCGCCUCUAAGCCCAAUGACAACGAUGACAAGGUCGUGACCUUCAUCCUUUUGCCGCUCUUCCACAUCGCCGGGCUCAUCUAUAGCGGCUGCAUGAUGAUCUAUCUCGCCGCGACGAUGGUGGUGGUCAGGAAAUUCGACCUCCUCCACAUGCUCCAGUGCAUCCAGCGAUUUAAGAUCACCAGUCUGCCCAUGGUGCCGCCGAUCGUGGUCGCGCUCCUCAAGCACCCAGCGGUGGAAAGCUACGAUCUAUCUUCUCUGAAGAGAGCCGCAUCGGGCGCUGCUCCACUGGCCAAGGAAACUUUGGAAGCAUUUCUAGCAAAGUUUCCACAAAUCCAAGAGUUUAGUCAGGCUUACGGCAUGACUGAGACAACUGGUCUUGGUGCCAGUGGAGAAGCUCCAUUCGGCUCGGCCGGGCUUCUAACAGCGAACCACGAAGCCAAAGUCACGAACGUGGAUACGGGCAAGCCACUGCCUCCACACUCUCGAGGCGAGCUCUGGCUGCGAGGCCCUUGCAUCAUGCAAAGCUACCUCAACAAUCCUGCCGCCACCGCCGCCACCAUCGAUCCAGAGGGCUGGCUCCACACCGGAGACAUUGGCUACUUCGACGACGAUGGCUUCCUCUUCAUCGUCGACAGGCUCAAGGAACUCAUCAAGUACAAAGGCUUCCAGGUUGCUCCUGCGGAACUGGAAGCUCUUCUUCUCGCUCAUCCAGGCAUUGCCGACGCAGCCGUGAUCCCGUACCCGGAUGAUGAUGCUGGUGAGAUUCCUCUCGCCUGUGUUGUUCGUGGAUCCGGCGAAGCGGGAAAAUCGCUCUCGAAAGACGAAGUUAUGGAUUUCAUUGCGAGACAGGUCGCUUCUCAUAAGAGGAUCCGGGCAGUGACUUUUGUACCCUCGAUUCCAAAGUCAGCAACAGGGAAAAUUCUUCGCAAGGAUUUACUCCAAGUUACUCGCUCCCGCUCCAAGUUGUGACUAUAGGUAAAAUUCUUUUCCCUUCACGCGUGGAAAAGACCUCUCAGCAUACGUAGAAAGAAAGUGGGCCUGAUCGACUAUUCAUAGGCAAGCCACAAUGAAGCGCUGUAUCAUGAAUGGAGAGAGUUUGGUGGCUCUGCACUUAUUCAAUAACAUGGACAGAGAAAAGAGGACUUUGCCUCGAGAUAGGCACAUUUUGUGGCGAA
Molecule: messenger RNA, 1910 nt
Organism: Selaginella moellendorffii
Lineage: Eukaryota; Viridiplantae; Streptophyta; Lycopodiopsida; Selaginellales; Selaginellaceae
Product: 4-coumarate--CoA ligase-like 7
Exons: 4
Coding region: 43-1704 (553 amino acids)
Molecular function (GO): CoA-ligase activity
Source: RefSeq, a predicted model, not a curated record